AUGACGGGAGCCCUCUACGGCAAAAUCCACUUGCGCUACCCCAACGACGCAAUCAAGACCUUCCGCGUCCGCUGGCAGGUCGCCCCCAACGAGGACAUGGUCUAUCUGCGCGCCGAAGGCAAGAAGGAUGGCAAGCCCAACGGUCCGGCGAAGGGCUGGCGCAUCAGCAGCCGGCGCUCUGGAUGGCUGGACUUCCAGAUGGAGAUCGAUGUGUUGCGGGCGCAACGCGACGCUGCUGAUGAGACGUAA
This is a messenger RNA of Didymosphaeria variabile, 249 nucleotides long. RefSeq lists its product as uncharacterized. The coding region runs from base 1 to 249 and encodes 82 amino acids. Lineage: Eukaryota; Fungi; Ascomycota; Dothideomycetes; Pleosporales; Didymosphaeriaceae. The transcript is spliced from 2 exons. The record is from RefSeq and is a predicted model, not a curated record.